This is a messenger RNA of Paramecium tetraurelia, 2134 nucleotides long. RefSeq lists its product as uncharacterized. Gene Ontology annotation, biological process: prolyl-tRNA aminoacylation. The transcript is spliced from 6 exons. The record is from RefSeq and is a predicted model, not a curated record. Gene Ontology annotation, molecular function: aminoacyl-tRNA deacylase activity; ATP binding; proline-tRNA ligase activity. Lineage: Eukaryota; Ciliophora; Oligohymenophorea; Peniculida; Parameciidae. Gene Ontology annotation, cellular component: cytoplasm; aminoacyl-tRNA synthetase multienzyme complex.
AUGGACAAUAAUUUCUAAUUACUAAACAAAUAAGCCUGUUUAGAAUAAUUAACAAAAUUGGGGAUUGAAUACAUUGCUCAUCACCAUGAUCCAGUUCCAACAAUGGAAGAUGUAGUUAAGAUUAAAGUUGCAGAUGGGACAGCAUACGUGAAAAAUUUAUUGUAUGUUGAUAAAAAAUCAAAUUACUAUUUGAUAUUGGCUAAUCACUCAACUCAAGUUGGCAAAUUGUUUUGGAAGACACUUGGAUUAGCAUCUGGAAAUAUGAGGUUAAGUAAAGAAGAGCAAAUUGCUGAAGCUCUGAAAUCAAGCAAAGGCAAUGUUAACCCCUUUGCCGUUGCCAAUGAUGCAAAUAAUUUAGUCAAAAAUAUUAUUAUUGACGAAGAGCUGACUAAAUAUUAAAGAUUAGCCUUACAUCCUAUUGAGAAUACAACUACAGUUGAAAUUUCACUUGAUGAUUUAUAAAACAAGUUCCUCAAAAUCUUAAACAGAUAAUUUACAGUUCUACAAUUAACAGACGCUGCUGCAGAAUAGAAAUUGGAACAACAAAAAGAAUAAUAAAAAGAAUAAUAGAAAGAAUAAUAGAAAGAUCAGUAAAAUUUAUAAACAUUGGCUAUAACAGUAAAAAAAUCAGAUUUCUCAGAAUGGUAUCAAUAAGUCAUAAGAAAAGCAGAAUUAAUUGAAUAUUACGAUGUUAGUGGGUGUUAUAUUUUGAGACCAUGGGCAUAUUUCAUUUGGGAAUAAAUAUAAAGAUAUUUUGAUGAUCUUAUUAGAACAGAAGAAGUUGAGAAUACUUAUUUCCCAAUGUUUCUAUCUGCUAAACAUUUAAAUAAGGAGAAGGAACAUGUAGAGGGAUUCAAAGCAGAAGUUGCUUGGGUAACAAAAUACGGGGAAAGCGAUCUAAAUGAACCUUUAGCCAUUAGACCCACAUCUGAAACAAUUAUGUAUCCAGCCUUUGCAAAAUGGGUGUAAAGCCAUAGAGAUUUGCCAUUAAAAGUGAAUCAAUGGACAAAUAUAGUGAGAUGGGAGUUCAAAUUUCCAACUCCAUUUAUUAGAACAAGAGAAUUCUUAUGGUAAGAAGGACACACAGCCCAUUCCACAAGAGAAGAAGCUGUUAAAUAGGUUUACACUAUCUUAGACUUCUAUGAAUAAGUUUAUGGUGAAUUAUUGGCUGUUCCAGUUAUUAAAGGAAUUAAAACAGAAUCAGAGAAGUUUGCAGGCGGUGAUUUCACUACAACAGUAGAAACUAUCAUUCCAUAAAAUGGAAGAGGUUUACAAGGAGCUACAUCUCACCAUUUAGGUUAAAAUUUCAGCAAGAUGUUUGAGAUUAAUUUUGAAGAUGAUAAGAAAUAAAAGGCAUUUGCUUGGUAGACAAGUUGGGGUUUAACCACUAGAUCAAUUGGAGCCAUGAUUAUGUUUCAUGGAGAUGAUAAAGGUUUAGUAUUACCCCCAAGGAUUGCUAAAUAUUAAAUAGUUAUUAUUCCAAUUAUCCAUAAAGAUCUUGAUGAGUAAUAGUUGAAUGAAAGAUGUGAACAAAUUAGACAAUUAUUGGUCAAAUAAAAAUUAAGGGUCCAUUUAGAUAGCAGAGACAAUUAUUCCCCAGGAUGGAAAUUUAAUAAGUGGGAAUAGAAAGGAGUUCCUAUUAGAUUGGAAAUUGGACCAGGAGAAUUCAAGAAUAAUGAAGUUAGGGUUGUUUAGAGAUUUGACAAUAAGAAAUAUCAAAUAAAAAUGGAAGAACUUAAUCAAUUAAAUCAAAUACUUGAUAAUAUUCAUAAUGCCAUGUUAGAGAAGGCUAGAACCGAAUUAAAUCAAAGAAUCAAAUAGGCUGAAAAUUGGAAAGAAUUUAUGAAUCAAUUAAAUCAAAGAAAUACUAUAUUAACUAAAUGGUGUGAAAGAUAAGAAUGUGAAAAGUAAGUGAAAACAAAGUCAGGAAUAGAAUCAAAGGAGAAGGAUUCAGAAAUUGAUGGAUAAGUCUAAUUAACUGGCAGUGCUAAGACUUUAUGCAUGCCAUUAAAGUAAGAUUAAGUAAAAGAAGGAGAAUUAUGCUUCAAUUGUGGCCAAUAGGCUAAGAAGUAUGUAUUAUGGGGAAGAUCAUAUUGAGAUAUUAAAUGUCCAAUAAUAUACAUAUAUUAAAUUA